Messenger RNA from Hippocampus zosterae (dwarf seahorse), 1447 nucleotides. Its product is annotated as putative E3 ubiquitin-protein ligase UBR7. The record is from RefSeq and is a predicted model, not a curated record. Gene Ontology annotation, molecular function: zinc ion binding; ubiquitin protein ligase activity. The coding region runs from base 169 to 1332 and encodes 387 amino acids. Gene Ontology annotation, cellular component: cytoplasm. Lineage: Eukaryota; Metazoa; Chordata; Actinopteri; Syngnathiformes; Syngnathidae. The transcript has 11 exons.
CGAAGCGUAUCUAUUUCUGACAGUCUAUGGCGGUAGUUAGAGCGUGAGAGAGCACAGUCGUAGCGUGCGUGAAUGUAGCUAGACAAAUAAUGAGCCAUUAAUUUGCACUGUUGCCCCACUGAGCUUUCGAACACAAGACUUCCACCGAAAAAGGUGCGCCUGGCCAAGAUGUCCGAGGAGCAGACUGUGUCUUUGGUGGACGUCCUGCAGGAGGACGAGGAGCUGGAAGAAGAAGCGUCUGCCGUGUUGGCCGGAAGCGACUCGGACCACUGCUCCUAUCCUCGGGGCUACGUGAAGCGUCAGGCCCUGUACGCGUGCAACACGUGCACCCCGAAAGGAGGUCAAGCAGCCGGCGUGUGCUUGGCGUGUUCCUACAAGUGUCACGAAGGCCACCACCUGUUUGAGCUCUACACCAAGAGGAACUUCCGCUGUGACUGCGGAAACGGCAAGUUUGCAGACGCGCCAUGUAAACUCUUUCAUGACAAGGAUGACGUCAACAGCCUGAAUAAAUACGGCCACAACUUCUUUGGCGAGUACUGCACUUGCCGCCGGCCGUACCCUGACCCAGAAGACCAGGUUGAGGACGAAAUGAUCCAGUGCGUCUUGUGUGAGGACUGGCUGCACGGCCGGCACCUGGGCUGCCAAGUUCCAGAUGGCGCCGAGCUGCAGGAGAUGAUCUGCGAGUCGUGUAUGAACGCAAACGAGUUCUUGUGGAGCUACGCCGCUCGGCUGGCAGUUCCAGGUCACGCGGUGGAGUCGGAGACGGGGCGGGAGGCGUGCGCCGACGCCGUUGCGGCCGACCAGGUGACGUCCUCGUUAUCGCGGCGCCCCGCCCCGUUGAAGGCGGACGAGGCCGCCGAGCCGCGCUGUAAACGAGCUCGUCCGGAGGCUGCCGACGAGCCUGCUUGCAGACUGAAGGAGCUGGAAGCCGCCGGCGUCGAGCGGCUCCGGCGCGGAGCCGUCUUUUGGCCUUCGGGGUGGCGCUCCGAGCUGUGCCGCUGCCGGGGCUGUCAGGGGAGGCUGGCGGAGGCGGGGCUCUCCUUCCUGCCGGACGAGUCGGACACGGUCUUGGCCUACGAGACCAAAGGCAAGCGCGAGGAAGGCGGCGCGCCGGCUCACGACCCGCUCAUGUCGGCGCUGGACAGCCUCAACCGCGUCCAGCAGCUGGAGAUCAUCCACGGCUACAACGACAUGAAGAGCGAGCUGAAGGACUUCCUGCAGACGUUUGCCACUGAAGGGAAGGUCGUGACCUCCGACGACAUCCGUCAGUUCUUUGAGCGGCAGCAAAGUCGCAAAAGAAGACAAGCGGACGGCCACUUCAACUGCGUCUGACGCCCGCCCGCUUUCGACCGCCCACCUUUUCCCUGCUCUUGCUUUUUUUUUCCUCAUUCCAAGCGGUUUUCUCGCCUUCCCUUUUGCAAGCAAAUAAAAACCGUCCACGCUGGAA